CGAGCACAACCAUUUUAACAAUCUGAUAAGUACUUGUUUUGUUUUCUUCUUUCUUAUAUUUAAAUUAUUUUCACCAGAGAGAGAGAGAGAGAGAACAUGCAUGUGUAUACCAAGAAGGACGAUGUGCGAAUUUCCGUUGGUGAUGAGCAACCAGAUGAGCAGACUUCGACUGAGACAGAUAAGAACUACAUGGAAAUUCGUGAUCAACAAGAGCAGCCUUCCACUCAGGAACCGAUCAUCAGUUCUAGGUCCUUCCCUGCUUCGAAUAAGAUGAUGAGUGAUGGUGAUAGAGAUCUGAUAAAUGGCAUAAAAAAAGCCGAAAAGGCUGAAGCUGCUGGAAAUGAUGAUGAGAGAUCACAGACCAAGAUACAAAAGGUUCCAGAAAGCAUCCUCAGAAAAGAGAUAUUUAAGAAUCAGUAUUGCAACCAGCCAAAGGCGAUUGCAAUCGGUCCUUAUUAUGCCAAGUGCUCGGAGUUGAAAAAGACCGAACUCAAGCGUAGAUUGGCAGCUAGAUUUAUUCGAAGUAGCGGCAAAACUGUGGAGAUUCUUCUCCCUGAAUUCAAGAAAAACUUCACUGCAGAUGAACUAAAGAAGCUCUUCAAAGAAAAGGUAAUUAAGGAUAAUAAUGAUCAAGGCAAAUUGAGCAGGAUGUUGUUUUUGGAUGGGUGUUCGGUGCUGCAGUUUAUUGAUAGUUACGUUAAAAAUGAGAUAAAAGAGUCUGAUGAUGAGAUUAUCAAUGGCAAAGCAGAUGAGAUUCGCCAUGAUUUGUUCUUGCUGGAAAACCAAAUUCCCUUUAAAGUACUGGUGAUAUUGAUGAGGUUGAGUGAGAAAGGGGUUGAGUUGGCAAUAAAUCUCUAUCGUUUUGUUUCUAUGAACACUAUGGCACCGGUGAUAUAUAGUUUGUCUCGGCUCGAUCAGAAAAGAAGCUCUUUACUACAGCAGAAGAAAGAGAAGAAACAACUCUUUGAAGGUAAUAAUAACACGCCUGUUCAUCUCCUUGACCUUCUCAGAUCAGAGCUCUUAUUUGACGAUGAUUGUUCUAAAGAGAGCAGUCUUGUUAAUGAUCGUGAAGAGGGUAGAGACUAUAAGUGUUCAUUUCGCAACGUUAAUGAUCUCAAGAGUGUUGGCAUAAAGAUGGUGCCUGAGUAUUCUAGGGGCCUGAGAUCAGUUUCUUUCUCAUCUCGAUUAUAUAUUUUCGGCCAACUUAAACUUCCACCGUUGAUUGUGGACGAGUCGACAAAACAAAAGUUGUUGAACUUGGUUGCCUAUGAAAUGUCUCCCGGUAAUCAUCAGAAAAACUACGCUGUGUCUUCAUAUUUGAGGUUGUUAGAUUCGCUCAUCGACAGUGAACAAGAUGUUAAGGACCUGAGAUCAGCACACAUACUUCGAAAUCUUCUUAGUAGUGACGAAGAAGUUGCUCGAUUGUUCAACAGCUUAGGCCGAAGCUUGGUGUCCCAUGAUGCUUAUUCGAGUGUGAAAAUGGAAAUACAGAAGUAUUAUGAGAUAAAGGUGGUUAAGUGGAAAGCUGAGUUGACUCAAGAAUAUUGCAGAAGUCCUUGGGCUAUCGUCGGUGUUUUGGCUAUACUAGCGGGACUUAUAUUAACAGGGAUUCAGACUUAUUACUCUGUCAAUCCUAAAAAGGGGCACUGAGCUACGUGGAUAUAUACAUUGGAGAAUUCUUUCCGGGGCUUUACUUUGAGCUUUACUGGUGAGACUCUUCAGUAUUCUUGACUUGUUAAUAGUUUUCGACAGGAUUUUUUUUUAUGAUUAUAUAUUGUAAUUGUUUAGAGCAUCAUGCAAAUUUUCAGAAAAUUUUGAAUAGUUUACAGUAUCGAAAACUAAGUUUAAAUAUGCUGCUUUCCACGUGCAUAAAAAAAUUAGUGACGCGUGCAACAUGUUCGAAACUAGUUUUUAGUAUUUUAGACUAU
Humulus lupulus (European hop) is the source of this 1928-nucleotide messenger RNA. Its product is annotated as UPF0481 protein At3g47200-like. The transcript has 2 exons. The record is from RefSeq and is a predicted model, not a curated record. The coding region runs from base 97 to 1650 and encodes 517 amino acids. Lineage: Eukaryota; Viridiplantae; Streptophyta; Magnoliopsida; Rosales; Cannabaceae.